Molecule: messenger RNA, 2106 nt
Organism: Schistosoma curassoni
Lineage: Eukaryota; Metazoa; Platyhelminthes; Trematoda; Strigeidida; Schistosomatidae
Source: the annotation of a GenBank genome assembly
CAACUAUUUAAAUCACAUGAGUCAUUUGUGGAUAUUGACCUUCAGAGACCCGCCAAGGAGAAAAAUUGUGGAAUAGGAUGCCAAGAGAUUAUGACAAACGCCCUCGAUCAAGAUCUCAUGACCGAUACAGGGAUCGUAAUGAUAAUUGUGAGCGUUCUCGUAAACACCGAGAAGACUACCAUCGAAGAGAUCGCGACCACGGAUACGAUUGUGAUGAAAGAGAUGUAGAAAGAAGCCGAUACCGACAUGAAAAAGAAAAACGCAGAGACCGUGAUAGUCGACGAAGACAUGAACAAAAUCAUAACGACGAAAGAUGGAAGCGUCGUACACGCUCUAGGAGCCCCAUGCCUACAGCUGAAACAGAAACCGUGGAGUAUGAAGAGGGUAGGUUGUUCUUGAAACUCCAUCACCUUUUUAGCAGAACCAACUGAACCUGUAACCGAAGAGGAGGCAGAAAUGAUGCGCACUAUGGGUUUCUGCAAUUUCGGCACAACAAAAGGAAAGCAUGUUAUUGGUAACAGUAUUUAUGUGGCAAACAUAGCAAAACAGCGAAAGUAUCGUCAGUACAUGAAUCGUCGUGGGGGUUUCAAUCGUCCGCUCGAUCCAGUUGCUUAAACAUUAUGAUAUUUGUAUAUAUUCUCUUAAAACCUGUCAAAACGCACUCAACAUAACGAGAUGUAUUGAUAGGAAGUAUAACUCGUACAUUUACAAAAAUUGUAAUGUGUAUUUCACAAAGUAAGAAGGGCCAAUUGCUGCGUAGGUAUAAUAGAUGUAUUUGUUGCGUUGCAAGGUGAAACACUUGCUAAGAAUAAAUCAUACUUCGCUUUUCGGGCAAGUGUUAUUUGAAAAAAGGCAAUCUAGCAUUCGAAGCUCAACCAACAAUUUAAAAAUACGCAAUUACGAAUAAGGCUAGGUUCUUUUACGGAAAUCGUUCAUUUGAUUUCGAUCAUUAUGUAGAAACUAUAUCAAAGAUAAAUUAAUAUAUUUGUAACAUCACAAUGAGUUAUUUGUUCUCCGAAGAAGUGGCUUACACUGAGUCACGAAACAUCAGAAAAUCUAAUUUCCCUGCUCAUUGGGAUAUUACAAAUAUAUUAAUUUAUUUAUAACAAUCUACCCAAUGCUCAAUUUAUUCGAAACUACCAAGCCACACCUUGGUAAGGAUACCUAUAUCAAGGAUAUUUGCUUCCCAGAACACCGUUGAGACGUCAGUUUUUUGUUGUGCUUACGUCUUUACCUUGCAAAUCUUAAGUGAAUCGAUCUUAAGCAUUAUUUACAAUUAAAAUAAUUUCUUCAUAUUCUACACUAACUGGGAAAUUCGAUCAUCCCAAGAAGUGCAGUUUUCUAAGUAGUAUAACAUCUAGCAUAUCAUCUGAAUACGCAGUACUGUAGAAUACUAUAAGCAUAUUUUAAAAUAAUACUAUUCUAUACAUCUAAACAAAAAAAGUAGUACAGGAUUCAUAUAGUACUAAAUGUGACAAUAAAAUAGAGCGAUUAACAUUAGUGAACAUCUCAGUACUUUAUUAGAUCGUUACUAAAAUCCAUAAACGUUGGUCAUUUUUGCAGCGCUAGUAAUAUCUUUACAAAAAUCUCUCAUCACUUUUAUUUAAAUUAUUUGUUGUACAAAAGUAAUGAGCAGCACAUGUACACGGAGAAAGUAAUAUUGGUUUGUGUUAUAAAAUAUUUACUAUUUUACAACUGCAUUAACCACCAAGUUCAGUGUUUGCCAAUGUAGAUCUUGUCAUAUCAGUUUUUUCCUCUAGCUAACAUUUGUCAUAAAACGAUGUGAAUGUUUAGGGCCAAACAUGAAGCUGUUGGCUGCCAGAAAAUCCAACAUUUCGGAACAGGGACAAGUCCUUUGAUGCAUUAAGGUUCUGAAAUAGAUUAGUCAUCCGAAUCAUAACGGUACAUAGUCAUCGCCUGGUUUAUGAUCUUAUUUUUAAACAGUAACAAAGACGGUCCAUUUAUUGAAUUUAGAAAUCUAGUUAUACAUUUGUCAUUUGUGAGUUGGGCCAAAGCAGGUUCUACGUUUGCCAUGAGGAAUAAGAUCACUAAAGCCAUUAAUUGACUUUCGUUUGGGUUCAUAUGUACGUUCUUACUUGUAAGACU